UGGCGGGUGCUAGGCGGGCGGUGUCAGGCUCUCGGUGGCGGCGGAGGCGGCGGAGGCCAGGGAGGAAGAUGUCGUAAUGAGCGGGGGCGAAUAUGUCAGACAACCUAUCAAUUGGGCUGAUGAUGUCAGUGUUCCAGUGGCUUCUAACAGGCCUUAAUACCUGUUGGAAAUGGAUUCUCAUUGGCUGGGGCGAUUGAUCCACAGACCAGCAUGGCUGCCACUGCCGCUGUCAGUCCCAGUGACUACCUGCAGCCUGCCGCCUCUACCACCCAGGACUCCCAGCCAUCUCCCUUAGCGCUGCUUGCCGCGACAUGUAGCAAAAUUGGUCCUCCAGCUGUUGAAGCUGCGGUGACGCCUCCUGCUCCCCCCCAGCCCACUCCACGGAAACUCGUCCCUAUCAAACCCGCCCCUCUCCCUCUCAGCCCCGGCAAGAAUAGUUUUGGAAUCUUGUCCUCCAAGGGAAACAUACUUCAGAUUCAGGGGUCACAGCUGAGCACCUCCUACCCUGGGGGGCAGCUGGUGUUUGCUAUCCAGAACCCCACCGUGGUCAACAAAGGGACCCGAUCGAACACCAGUAUCCAGUACCAGGCGGUCCCUCAGAUCCAGGCCAGCAGUCCUCAGACCAUCCAGGUGCAGCCCAGUCUUACCAACCAGAUCCAGAUCAUCCCUGGCACCAACCAAGCCAUCAUCACCCCAUCCCCGUCCAGUCACAAGCCUGUCCCCAUCAAGCCAGCCCCUGUCCAGAAGUCGAGUACGACCACCACUCCGGCACAGAGCGGGGCCAAUGUGGUGAAGCUGACAGGUGGCGGCGGCAAUGUUACCCUUACUCUGCCUGUCAACAACCUCGUGAACACCAGCGACCCCGGGGCCACCACUCAGCUCCUCACGGAGAGCCCCCCUGCCCCGCUGUCUAAGACUAACAAGAAAGCCAGGAAGAAGAGUCUUCCUGCUGCCCAGCCCCCUGUGGCCGUGGCCGAGCAGGUGGAGACGGUGCUGAUCGAGACCACUGCGGACAACAUCAUCCAAGCUGGAAACAACCUGCUCAUUGUUCAGAGCCCCGGCGGGGGCCAGCCAGCCGUGGUCCAGCAGGUCCAGGUGGUGCCCCCCAAGGCUGAGCAGCAGCAGGUGGUGCAGAUUCCACAGCAGGCCCUGCGGGUGGUGCAGGCAGCGUCCGCCACACUCCCCACCGUCCCCCAGAAGCCCUCCCAGAACUUCCAGAUCCAGGCUGCUGAGCCGUCACCUACUCAGGUCUAUAUCCGUACGCCUUCUGGUGAGGUACAGACGGUCCUUGUCCAGGACAGCCCCCCGGCAACAGCUGCGACUGCCUCCACCACCACGUGUAGUAGCCCCACGUCCCGUGCUGCCCAUCUGAGUGGGACCAGCAAAAAGCACUCGGCGGCAAUUCUCCGGAAAGAGCGACCCCUGCCAAAGAUUGCUCCUGCGGGGAGCAUCAUCAGCCUGAACGCAGCACAGCUGGCAGCGGCCGCCCAGGCCAUGCAAACCAUCAACAUCAACGGUGUCCAGGUCCAGGGCGUGCCCGUCACCAUCACCAACACUGGCGGACAACAGCAGCUGACUGUGCAGAAUGUUUCUGGGAACAACCUGACCAUCAGUGGGCUGAGCCCCACCCAGAUCCAGCUGCAGAUGGAACAGGCCCUGGCUGGAGAGGCCCAGCCUGGGGAGAAGCGGCGCCGCAUGGCCUGCACGUGUCCCAACUGCAAGGAUGGGGACAAGAGGUCUGGAGAGCAGGGCAAGAAGAAGCACGUAUGCCACAUCCCUGACUGCGGCAAGACUUUCCGCAAGACGUCCCUGCUGCGGGCUCACGUGCGCCUGCACACUGGCGAGCGGCCCUUUGUCUGCAACUGGUUCUUCUGUGGCAAGAGGUUCACACGGAGCGACGAGCUCCAGCGGCAUGCCCGCACCCACACAGGGGACAAACGCUUCGAGUGUGCCCAGUGUCAGAAGCGCUUCAUGAGGAGUGACCACCUCACCAAGCAUUAUAAGACCCACCUGGUCACGAAGAACUUGUAAGGCCAACUGAGGCAGGAGGCCCCACAGACGCAGACCUGCCCGUGUCCUGCCUGGGCCUCUGGCAGAAAGGAGGCCCACGCUUCAUGGGCCCGCCUCGACCCCCUUCCUGUUGUGCAACUGUCCCCACAGGAAGGGGCUCUGCUGCCCCCAUAUGCACCUCCUUCUGAAGCCCCCUGGCUCCGCCCUGGCCCUCCCCUCUCACCACAAGCUCCUGGCCUGCCCAAACCAUGGACACUGGCCAUGCCCAAUGAGACGUUCUAAACCAGGACGAGUGGGAACCCUUAUUUCCAAAGGAAAAACAUGAAUUUCACUCCGUCGAGGAGCGAAGUGAGCCCCCUCCCCACAACACUGCCGGAGUCGCAUCGUGCCAUGCCCCCUCCCUCUCCUCCACCUCCCUGGCCCCCUCGGCCAUCGAGGACGCCCGGACGCCCAGACGCCCAGGGUCCUGCCCCCAGGGCUCCACUGGCAGCCAGUCCGCCUCCACUCCACACGCCCCACCCCACCCCGACUCUCCUCCAGCACAUUCCAACUUUCUAUUUAAAAAGUAAAGCUACCCACCCACUCCCUGAUUCCCCUCUUUUUCUAUGGAGAACGUUGCCUUAUACUCUACUUCCAAUGAUGAACACUGUGUAUUGUGUGUGCUUUAAAGAAGUUUAUUUAAUUGCUCCCUUCUUCCUGUCCUUGUUACUCACCUCCCCCAUGCCUGCUUUUAGUUUAGGGUUUCUGGGGGGCAAUGAUGAGCAUAUGAAUUUUUUUUCUCACUUUAGCAAUUCUCUUUUCUAAAUGACACAGCAUUUCAACCCAAAUCUGGAUUCAGAUAAAACACCUUCCCAUCCUGAACCUCAUCCCUCUCCUCAUCAUCUCACCCACCCCGACCAGCCCAAGCCCUCCAUGUGUACAGUGUAUAUUGUAUAAUAGACAAUUGUGUCUACUACAUGUUUAAAAACAUAUUGCUUGUUAUUUUUGAGGCUUUUAAAUUAAAACAAAAAUCCAACUUUAUUUUUAGUUGUAACUGCUUGAGGUAUGUUUUAUGAAUUAAGUGACAGAUUUGUUAUCCUUUAUUAACGAUGUACUUUGUUGGUCAGCGCUGGGCUGACAAAAAUUUUUUCUUGCUAAUAAAUUUAGUUGCCUGAGGCAAAAUCUGCAA
Dama dama (fallow deer) is the source of this 3178-nucleotide messenger RNA. RefSeq names its product Sp2 transcription factor (gene SP2). Gene Ontology annotation, biological process: regulation of transcription by RNA polymerase II. The record is from RefSeq and is a predicted model, not a curated record. Bases 211 to 2031 code for a protein of 606 amino acids. NCBI's taxonomy places the organism in Eukaryota, Metazoa, Chordata, Mammalia, Artiodactyla, Cervidae. Gene Ontology annotation, molecular function: DNA-binding transcription factor activity, RNA polymerase II-specific; RNA polymerase II cis-regulatory region sequence-specific DNA binding. The transcript has 8 exons.